Molecule: messenger RNA, 1661 nt
Organism: Populus nigra (black poplar)
Lineage: Eukaryota; Viridiplantae; Streptophyta; Magnoliopsida; Malpighiales; Salicaceae
Exons: 8
Coding region: 478-1584 (368 amino acids)
Cellular component (GO): cytoplasm
Molecular function (GO): exopolyphosphatase activity
Source: RefSeq, a predicted model, not a curated record
UGGUAUGCUAAUGCAAUGUUACAUUUCCUGUGACACAAUUAUUCUCGUCUCUUCAGGCACAGAUCAAAGGAAGCUUUCAGUGGAGAAAUACUAACCAAAUCAGCAAAACAUAGCCGUAAUAAAUCAGAACCAUUAGUCGAGACUCCUGCAGAGCCAUCCCCAGCAUCACAAUUCCAAGGGUGGUUCUCUAACAUCCUCAAACCACCCUCUAAUUUCAAUGCCCCAGUUCCAGACCCCAGCAGCCCCCACCAAUCCAACGACCGUUCCUCCCCACUCUUGGAUCCACCGGCCCUGAAUCUGCCACCUCGGCAGUCAUCAUACCGAAAGUCCCGGUUCCAAACUGAGCCCCCGGCGACCACCCCUCAGGGAAUUCCAGUCACUUCACGUAGAACUUUCAAGCCAGCUCCAUUAUUACGACAAGACAUUCAUUUGCUUUCUCCACCAAAGAAUCUUAUUGAGUCAGCUCAAAGGAGAUCAAUGUCAUCAAACAAAUGUUCCAAACCAGAGACUCAACCGCUGUCCCCACCAAAGAAUCUCAUGGAGUCGGCUCACAGGAGGUCUAUAUCAAAGUCUACUUGUUCCAUUGAGAAAGUUGCACCAAAGCCUAUUGUAAGUGGGUGCAAAAAGGAAGAAGAGGGAGAAGAAGAUUUAAGUCUUAAUGGAUUCCUUAAAGAGGAAAAAACCAAGAUUGAGAAGAUCUUGAAUAGGGAGCUUGAUUCUAAGGCCAAAAUCAUCCUUUCUGGUCCUUCAAACAGUACUAGCUCAAUGGUAGCAGCUAUAUGCUACGCGUUGUUGUUGGCAAAUAGAAUGACGAAGAAUAAAGGAAAUGGUGACAGAGAGGGAACUGUGGUAUUCCCUGUGAUGAAUACAAGGAGAGGGAGAAUGUGGAAGCAGAGACAAGCUGCUUGGUUAUUCCAACAUGUUGGCCUUGAUGCUACCUCAUUGCUCUUCGCUGACGAGGUGGAUUUGGAGAGUCUAAUGAUGGAAGGGAAAUUAAACAUUCUUGUUGUUGGGCAAGAUAUCCUCAGAACUAACGGCGAGGUUGGAUCACAGUGCACUAUUCUUACCGAUAACUACUGUGAAGAUGCCUAUGAUCUACUUCAAACUCCAGUGCUGAAAAAGCUUUUGCUUGCAGGUAUCCUGUUAGACACACAAAAUUUGAAUGCAUCUGCUACCUGUUCUAUGACAAGAGAUGCAGAGGCAGUUCAGUUGCUUCUAGUUGGCUCAACCCCAAAAUAUAGAAAUGCCCUUUUUGAUCAAUUGAUGCAAGAUCAAAGAGACAGCUCCUUUAUUGAAGCACUAAGGCACAACUAUGGAAAGCCCCCCAGUGAGACUGAACAUAUAGGUGGUCGUGAUAAUGGAGCACAUAUGGACCAUAGAGGAACAGAGAGCAGGCCAACCCCUGUCUCUCGACAUGAAGCCAUCCCACAGAAUUCAGAUAAAAAUUCUAAUAAUGUAAGGAAUGGGAAGCCUAACAAUACAACAAAAGCAGCUCCUGCAGCAGCACCGACAGAAGCAAGUCCUGAUGCCUCUCGCGGAAAGAACAAGUUCUUCCUGGCAAAGUGGUUUGGUUUUGGUAAAUAAAGAUCAUAAAAACGUUGAUUUGUGACGAGAUUAGAUUUUUUUUAGUGGACAGCUAGUUUCCCUAAAGAAAAAUCUGU